Meloidogyne enterolobii is the source of this 706-nucleotide messenger RNA. The record is from the annotation of a GenBank genome assembly. NCBI's taxonomy places the organism in Eukaryota, Metazoa, Nematoda, Chromadorea, Rhabditida, Meloidogynidae.
GCUUAUUAACUAUACUCGUCUUUAUGCUGAACAUUGUGAAGCGUUUCUUACACAAAUUGCCAAACAUCCAGGUGAUGGAUUUGGAGAUCUACGUGGACUAGAAAUGCUUCAAAUUGUUAAUGAAUAUCAUGAUUAUAAUCUAGUUGAAAUUGGUUUUAAUGUUUGGUAUCGUUUAUCAGAAUAUCUUUACCAGUGUGAUGAACCUGAUUUUGAUGAACUCAGAAUAGCUUUUAAACCUUUUGUUGAAAAGUUUGGAAUUAAAUUUAAAUUUUUAAAUUUAAUUUUAAGGCAUAUUUUGUCACUUUGUCGACAUUGUAGAAUUGAUUCUGAUUCACAGGAAAUGUUGAGUGAGCGAUCUGAAUUAGCUGAAUUUAGAUAUAGAGCACAAGAAAGUGUUCGGGAUGUUACAUUUAUAAUUGGAUCUGUGGAUUUACUAAAACUUUUAAUGGAACAUUUAAAUACUUCAACUAGUUGGGAUCAAAUGGAAGCUAUUUUAUUUAUUAUCAGUUCUUUCAUAAAUAAUAUUGUGGAAAGUGAAAAGCUGGUUGUUCCAACACUUUUGGAUGCAAUUCUUAAAUUACCUUUGUCUGGUACCCAUAAGCAAUUGCUUAAAACUAGUGCACAAUUAUUGGGUAAUCUUCAAGAUUGGUUAAUAGCACAAACAAUUUCAGCACCAUCACAAGGAGAUUCUGAUUAUAUGGGUUAA